Molecule: messenger RNA, 642 nt
Organism: Rhodotorula toruloides NP11
Lineage: Eukaryota; Fungi; Basidiomycota; Microbotryomycetes; Sporidiobolales; Sporidiobolaceae
Exons: 3
Coding region: 1-642 (213 amino acids)
Source: RefSeq, a predicted model, not a curated record
AUGAACGGCCUCCCUCCUCCUCGCAUCGACAUUCUCGUCCACUCUCCCUCUCCCUCAGUCUAUCGUCCAGUCCUCGAACAGCUGCUCGAGCCUUCUCCUCCGCUCUCUACCCUCCUCACUCCGCAACUCCACGAACGCAUCUCCUCCCUUCCCGGCUCUUCCAAGCCCAAAUCGUACUCUGAUUUGCUCGCCCUCGCGGCGCAAAUCGUGGACGAGUGGGAUGUCGAGGACCAGGCGGCGUUCUUGGCUGCCCACCCGAGGAUUGGAGAGACGAAGAACUUGAGCAAGGCGAGUGAGGGCGAGCAGGCGCCGCAGGCGGGUCAGCAGGCUACGCCGGCGCAGGUGCUUAAGCGAUUGCAGGUGCUCAACUCGCUUUACGAGGACGCUUUCCCUGGCCUGCGCUUCAUCACCUUCGUCAACGGUCGCUCCCGCGCGGAAAUUGUACCCGAACUCGAGUCCCUCCUCUCCCUCUCGCUCCCGCCUCCCACCGCCUCCGAAGCCGAACCGCGCCUCUCAGAUGUGCGCAAGCAGCUGCGCAUCUCGCCUGCCGGCUCGAAGCCGUGGAGGGACGAGCUGAAGCGCGGACUGCGCGACAUGUGGUUGAUUGCGAAGAGCAGGGCGGAGAAGAUGGGUGUCAAAUGA